ACGACGGGAAGCGUCGUAAUGGCGGUCGGUAGUGAAGGACGUUUACUACGUUAAAAAUAUAGCUAAUACAACACAAAAUGGGUCAGAAAGGCUGCAAGCUGACACCCGAGGAGACGCGAGAGCUUAUACAAUGCACAUACUUUGAUAAAAAAGAACUGCAAAAAUGGUACAAGGAUUUCAUGAAAGACUGUCCUUCGGGACAGCUCAGGCAAGACGAGUUUCAAAGAAUUUAUCAACAGUUUUUCCCUUUUGGGGAUCCAACAAAAUUUGCAGAGUUUGUCUUUAAAGUAUUUGAUCAAAAUGCUGAUGGUCACAUAAGUUUUAAGGAGUUUAUCACAGCCUUGUCRAUCACUUCAAGAGGAAGCCUGGAUGAAAAACUUGAAUGGGCAUUUUCACUGUAUGACCUUGAUAGAGAUGGGUUUAUUACAAAAGAGGAGAUGUUAAGUAUCGUGAAAGCUAUCUACUGUAUGGUGGGCAACAUAAUUGAUCUCCCUCAAGAUGAAGAUACGCCUCAAAAGAGAGUCGACAAGAUAUUCAAACAAAUGGAUAAGAAUGAGGAUGGUCGUUUGACCAUGGAGGAGUUUCGCGAGGGUUCUAAAUGCGAUCCAUGGAUUGUACAAGCACUUGCAAUUGACCUUCCGCAAGAAGCCGAAGGUGAAUGAGAACAGACACAUCUUUYUACUUGGGUUUAGUGAAACCAUGUUAAUAGCACAUUUAUACAGCUCGCUUUAAGUCGAUGUUAAAUGUCACUUUUCAAAGAAUCAAAAUUUCAUCCCAUGACACAGAAUCUGGAGUGUUACUGGAUUCCAGAUUCCAAGCUCCUUGAUUGUGGAUCCCAUGAAAAAAAUUAGCAAGGAUUCUGAAUGACUCCAUUUUAGAUUUAGAAUGCAAAGUGAAGUAAUUAAUUUGGAUUUCAGAUUCCUUUUCCAUUGCCAUUCAUUCCAGAUUCCAAGUGUCUGGAAUCCGAAUUMCAGAUUCCAGAUUCUAGAUUCCUUGUCGUGGGAUGAAUAAUGAGUCUCUAUGCUUAGUAAUCGAAGCCUGAUCAGUACUUAAGAGUUUACUCAGGAUUACCAAUAAAUAAGCUCAGCACAGCCAUGAGGAACAAGACAAUGURUUAUCAUGUAUGAAACAGCAUAAGUCUCRGGGUCGUCCAACAAUUCUUGUUAAUGAUGGACGCUUUGCUGSCUUAUUCAAUCUUAUUUUGAUGUAGGGUGAUAUUGGAUUAUUUAUUUGUUGAACUUUAGUUCCUUAAGCAACAGGCAAAAAAUGUCUCAAUGCUUAAAGCCAAAAUAAUAGAAUGCCAUGGACAAUACAACUUAUAAGGACAGGUCAAGUAUAUGUGAUCUUUCUGUCACUUCACAUARAUCAAGAGCUUGCUCUUCUUUCCCUCUUUGGGCUUCCUGUGUAGUUUGGCCAAGAAGGCAUGGAAACCCCUUUGUCUAACUUGGUGGACCAAGUCUCCCUAGGUCAAAAAACUAGUAGAGGAAGCCCAAAACGUUCUUAAAAGAGCUUUAAUCUGAAAAACCAACUUUACAAUAUUGUGGUCAUAAAAUMUGGGUAACAGUUCCUCUCCAAGCAACUGUCUUCCUUUCUCCUAUUCUCUUGUUGGUCUUCCUGUCUUGAUGUGGCUGAGGGAGAAUGGAAUCAGUACUGCUUGCAGAGGAUACUAAAAUCAGUGGUACAACAUUUGAACUGUACUUUUGUUCUAUUUAUUGUUAAUUAUGUAAUGUAUUGCAUCUUAUUUACAGUUUUGAACACAUUAAUGGUAUAAUUUAUAUAUUUAAUACGCAACAUCUAGUAAAACUAACAAAGUAUAAUGUUGA
Exaiptasia diaphana is the source of this 1823-nucleotide messenger RNA. RefSeq names its product neuronal calcium sensor 1. The transcript is spliced from 8 exons. Gene Ontology annotation, molecular function: calcium ion binding. The coding region runs from base 78 to 662 and encodes 194 amino acids. The record is from RefSeq and is a predicted model, not a curated record. NCBI's taxonomy places the organism in Eukaryota, Metazoa, Cnidaria, Anthozoa, Actiniaria, Aiptasiidae.